This is a messenger RNA of Pseudomassariella vexata, 371 nucleotides long. RefSeq lists its product as uncharacterized. The record is from RefSeq and is a predicted model, not a curated record. The transcript has a single exon. Bases 142 to 315 code for a protein of 57 amino acids. NCBI's taxonomy places the organism in Eukaryota, Fungi, Ascomycota, Sordariomycetes, Amphisphaeriales, Pseudomassariaceae.
CUUUAAAAUAACGCUGCAACGGCCAUGCAGCCUCAUCCUGGUAUCAGCUCUGCUUGUAGAAGCGCAUAACUGUUGGAGGCCGGACGAUGGUUUAGUCAGACUGGGAGAGCGUUCGGAGUACUCGUGCGUGAUACAGAUAAUAUGCAGACAGCCGAAUGGCGAUGUUGGAGAAAAGUUACGGCACCGCCUUGGAGACGAAUCACUCUAAUGGGUCCUCCAUCUUCGGGCACUUUCACGAUCGCCCCAUCUCUAGAAGCUUCACUAGUUGCUUCUAGGGUGUGUAGACGACGAAGGCAUGGCGUUGCUGCCUGUUAGAUAGAGCCGCAGCCACAACAGCCACAAUCACUAGCGUCAGAUAGACCAGACUGUAC